Messenger RNA from Spodoptera litura, 1747 nucleotides. It is a transcript of the gene Pi-t1, whose product is annotated as inorganic phosphate transporter 1. NCBI's taxonomy places the organism in Eukaryota, Metazoa, Arthropoda, Insecta, Lepidoptera, Noctuidae. The record is from RefSeq and is a predicted model, not a curated record. Gene Ontology annotation, cellular component: membrane. Gene Ontology annotation, biological process: transmembrane transport; monoatomic anion transport. Gene Ontology annotation, molecular function: transmembrane transporter activity.
CAGAACAGCAACCUAAAUAACUAUAACUAAUUGUUUGUUCAAAUAAAGUAAUUCUUGUUUAAAUGUAACUAUCUCUGGCAGUCAGUUCAGUUUGUAAUUAUUUAGUUUUAAGGUAACAUUGAAAGAAACUAUGGCAGGCAGGAACGUUGUGUACGAAUCUGUGCCCAAGGAUGAGAAGCGAGAAGAGCUUCAAAAACCACCGGAGCGUCCAAAAGGGUUAGGGAUACGGCACCUACAGACGGUAAUACUGUUCAUAUGCCUAACCAUUGCGUACACCAUCAGGUCACAACUCAGCGUCCUCAUGGUAGCUAUGGUCAGGGUACAGGACCCUCACUGCACACUCCCUGAUGGAACUCGGAAUAUUUCCGAAGGUUGUGUCGAUCCCAAUGCAAACAUCAGCAGGUGGAACAUUUAUCGCACAUAUGACUGGCACAAGUCGACUCAGGAGAUGAUAACUUUUUCCUUUUUCGUGGGGUACACCAGUAUGAUGAUCCCUAUGGGACUCUUGGCCCAGAAAUUUGGAGGAAAACUGCCAAUUAUGUUUGCUUUGGCUGUAAACGGGGUCAUUUCUAUUUGUACACCUUGGAUAGCUUUACUGGGAGGUUGGAUCGCCAUGUCAAUAAGCAGACUAGCGCUGGGGAUGACACAGGCAGCCAUGUAUCCUAGUAUUCACACCUUGCUGGCCAAGUGGGCACCACUUCGAGAAAGAGGCAGACUUAGCACUUAUAUUUAUACAGGUUCUCAAGCUGGCACAAUCAUUGCCUUUCAACUGUCAGGCCUCUUUGCUGGCAGUCCAAUCUUGGGCUGGCCUGUGUCUUUCUGGUUGUUCGGGAGUCUGAGCCUCCUCAGCUGUGCUCUCCUCGGUUGGCUUGGAGUCGCUAGUCCUCAUCAGCACCCGUCCAUCACAACCGAGGAACUUGCUUAUAUCAUGGAAGAUGGGGCCGUUGAUAUUGUGCCGAAGAAACGCAAGACUCCAUGGAAGCACAUCCUCACAUCGAAGCCUGUGUGGGGUCUGAUAGUGUCCCACGCAGGCAGCGCCGCCAGCUACUUGCUCAUCCUCACCGAGAUCCCCCUCUACAUGAACCACAUCUUACACGUUGAUCUCAAGAGGAACGGUUUAUAUUCAUCACUUCCCUAUAUUGCAUUAUACCUUUUGGCAUUGGUGUUCGGCUAUGCAGCUGACUUCGCGGCCAAUAGGAAAAUUAUGUCGGUCGUUAAUAUCAGGAGGACCGCUAACAGCAUCGCUAUGGCUGGUUCAGGAGUAUUUUUGUUCGCGUUCAGCUUUAUAAAUGACACGACAUGGGCUGUGCUGGUACUCAUGAUAGCGCACGGUCUACACGCUGGUAUCCAUGUUGGUUUUCAUAUAAACCAAAUAGACUUGGCGCCGAACUUCGCAGGACCAGUUAUGGCUCUAGGCAAUAUGAUUGCCAACCUGACCAGUCUCCUCGUACCGGUGAUCGUGUCCAAUAUUGUGAGAGACGACGUGACGGACCACCGUAAAUGGCAGUAUGUUUUCAUGAUCUUCGUGGCUAUCAUGAUCAUCUCCAACGGCAUAUUCGUCUGGUUUGCUAAGGGGACUGUGCAGCCAUGGAACUUCUAUGGUGAAGACGAAACACAAAAUGGAAAGGAGCUAAACGGAUUAGAAGAUAGAACAACGACCAACGGCAAGGAGACCCAGAGAGCAGUGACAAGAGAUUAAUACUGAUAUUAGAAGUAAUAGUCAUGUAAAUAAAUUGUUUUAAACUAA